Penicillium taxi is the source of this 3483-nucleotide messenger RNA. RefSeq lists its product as uncharacterized. The record is from RefSeq and is a predicted model, not a curated record. Gene Ontology annotation, molecular function: DNA-binding transcription factor activity, RNA polymerase II-specific; zinc ion binding. Gene Ontology annotation, biological process: regulation of DNA-templated transcription. Bases 1 to 3483 code for a protein of 1160 amino acids. The transcript has 5 exons. NCBI's taxonomy places the organism in Eukaryota, Fungi, Ascomycota, Eurotiomycetes, Eurotiales, Aspergillaceae.
AUGGAGAACUUGGAUUCAAUACCGCCUCGUACUAAAGUCGCUAUUCCCCGGGGACCGACACCAAGGGCCUCACAAUGGCAACGGCGCUUAGGCCGAGCUUGUGAAUCAUGUCGGCGGCGCAAGAUCAAGUGCAGCGGUGACAGACCGACCUGUGGGCAAUGUGCUUACUGUGGCAAAGACUGCGUGUACAAAGAUAUCAAGCGCAUUCGUAUCGAGAAGCAUCUCGCCCUCCUGUCAAAAUAUGCAGAAUGCUACGAAGCCCUACUUCGUGGUAUCGAGGGGAAGGUCGACGCCUCAAUAGCGCGGCGGAUCAAAAAACUGUUUAAAUCAACCAAGAAGAAGUUCGCAGAAGAUAGCAGCGAUUCUGACUCGGCAUUAUCUGUUGGCUCCUUAGCGGCUGUCGAUAUUGUCGAGGGUUUGAAACAAAAGAAAGUCACUCGCGACACCGGACACUUUGAUGAGAGUCCUGAAAUUACUUCGAUGCAAUAUCUAGAAGAUCACAUCGCAACUAGCAAUCGCGAACCAACCAAUGGUCUCGACAAGAAUACGCACUGGAGUGUCCAAUUUGGGCAAUUCGGUUUUCAUGCUCGGAAAUCCUACCAGAAUUCGCGUCGAGGAGCUUCUAUUGCCAUGAUGGACUAUCACAUAGAUAAUUUAGAUAUCCUGCUUGUCGAAAAUACUGACCCUUUCGAAAUCCCACCACGGAAUAUUGCUAACGAGUAUUUCAAUGCGUACAUGGAAUUUGUUCAUCCGACAUACCAAGCAAUAAGGUACUCAGCAUUCACCGCGCAAUACGAGAACUUUUACUUCGGUACACCACGACAACCACACCGGAAAUGGCUGCCUAUUCUUAAUCUCAUAUUUGCCAUUGGUUGUCACUACUGCCGGUUGGCAAACCCUACUAUUCAUAAAGUUCACAAUAACGACCGGCUAGAGUUCUCAGUUGCCAUAUAUUUACUUUGCCUAGGCCAAGUCGAAAGGGCGUCUAAAUUUUCUUGCAUGGCUCUACACUCUGCAAUAUUGCUAGGUAUCAAUCAUCGUCUGACUGAUACGAGAGUUCAAGAUGCAUCAAAGGAGGCAAGAUGUCGACUGUGGUGGGCUAUUCACUCGCUAGAACACCAACUUACCUCGAUGCUCGGCCGAACCUCCUGCAAAGGCGAAAUCCUGACAGACGAAGAAGCCACUAAGGUGGUGCAGGAUGAAAUAGGUGUCCAGCCGACACCGACACCACGUGAAGAUGGUCCUCAGUUAGAUCCAACUGAUCCAACUGAGCAGAUAUAUGCCCAGGAGAGCCUAGGUGACGUCGAUGCAGAAACUAGCAGCAGCACCGCUAGUUUCCAGCAGAAAGCUAGUCAACUAGAGCCAAAUACAGGGGAAGAGACGACCCGGGAAACACGAUAUCCCACCCCAAAUGCACCUGAUUGGGUGCCAGGGGCGUUCCCAGAGGAGCCGCCAGAGGCUCCAGAGGCUCUAGAUCCUGAUCAAACUGGUCAAAUCGAGCCAGAAUUACCCACCCAGAUGCCAAAUUCACCAGAAUCAGUGCCAAAUCAAGGGGUGGAGGAGGUCCUAGCACAGGACCAGGAGGUGGAUUUGCCACUUUAUACAGAUCAGGGCGGUAGCCUAAUUCCUGGCCAAGCUGAUCCAGAUGUCGUCCUAAAUGACGUUCAGGACGACGAUGCAGAGAUGCAGGCAGCCAUUGAUUCCCAAAUCGAAUGGGAAAUAGCGCCAUAUCGAGAGGUUGGAUUAGAUCUAGACGAGUCUAAUAUCAUACCUGGUAAACGUACACGGCGUUCAACCAAGAGAGAUGAUGCAUACUUUACACAAGCUAUGCUCCAACCAGACGAGCCAGAUAUAGACCUACCAGUCUAUGAUCAGGCGUUCUAUACCAGGAUGGUGCAGAACAGUCAGAAUGCCAAAAAUAGGCAUAAAGAUGAUCUCCCUGCUCCGCCAAAGAGCUUUAGGGAGGUUAAAGGACACGAAUUCGAAGAUGGCUUUAACAUCGCGAUGCAGAAGGAGAUUGACGGUCUUACUGAAAAAUGCACCUUUUCAGUAGUAUCUCGUCCGAAUGAUCGCGCGAAGCAGGUCUUACCAUUGAAGUGGGUUUAUACCUAUAAAUUCGACGAAAAUGGGGUUCUGCAGAAAUGUAAAGCUCGAAUCUGUGUCCGCGGAGACCUAGAAAGGGUCUCCCAAGAAGAGAAACGGUCGGCGACACUAGCUCUCAAAACUGCUCGAAUGAUCUUUGCGAUUGUAGCUGUCUUUGACCUAGAUCUACGCCAAAGAGAUGCGGUAGCGGCGUUCCUGAAUAGCUCCUUAGACGAUAAGGAGAUCUAUACGCAGACUCCUGACGGAUUCAGGAGCACACAGGGAAUGGUAUGGCACCUGAAUAAGGCUCUAUAUGGCUUGCGCAUCUCACCGAAGCUCUGGCAGAAAGAGGCGUCACGCGUCCUUUCUGAACUUGGUUUAAAGCAGCUUUGCGAAGAUCCAUGCGUCUUUAUUGGCAAAGGAGUCAUAAUAUUCUUUUAUGUUGAUGACUUCCUGAUUGCAAGCCAUAAGACUGCUUCUCAGUAUGCCCAAGAAUUAGAGCGUAAGCUUGAAAACACCUGGGAACUGACGGAUCAUGGGGAUGCCGAAUGGUUCCUGAAUAUACGUAUUAUCAGGAAUCGUCAAUUACACUGCCUCUGGCUCUGCCAGGACAGUUAUAUUGAAAGUAUCGCAGCCAGAUUCAGGUUAUCUGGUCGACCACCAGUGGUCACACCCAUGCCAAUUGACGAGCUUAGUCCAUAUGAGGGCACUGCAUCUCCUGAAUCGAUCCGGUUUUACCAGGAAAAAGUGGGAUCCAUUCAAUAUGCUGCCACCAUUACUAGGCCUGAUAUUGCCAAGCCAGCCACCAAGUUAGCCCAAUUCCUCCUGAAUCCAGGACCAAACCACCAUGCAGCAGCUGAUCAAGCACCAGCCUGUUACACAGAUUCUGGCUUGAAAUCAGGCUCUAUGGCCCUUAACAUGGCCAGUGAUGCGUCAUUUGGCGAUCACCCUGACCGUAAAAGCUCAGCUGGCAUGAUAUGUAUGCUCUAUGGUGGUCCGGUCGACUGGAAAGCGUCUAAACAGAAGACUGUGACGACGUCCACCACUGAAGCAGAGCUCCUAGGUCUGUCUGAUGCAGCUAAGACUCUGAUAUGGUGGAAAAGGAUUCUGGUCCAUAUUGGAUUAGAGAUGGAAUAUGAGAAGAUCACACUGGACUGCGACAACCAGAGGACAGUGGAUCUGCUCACUAAAGAAGGCUCAUUUGAAACUAAAUUACGCCAUGUGGACAUUCAUCGCAGCUGGCUACGCCAGGAAGUCCAAGAAGGGCGAAUUAGGAUCAGAUGGGUGCCUACCACGCAGAUGGUAGCAGAUGGUUUCACCAAGAUCUUACCACGUCAGAGGUUUGAAGCAUGGCUUAAACUACUGCAUAUGGAAGAUGUGGGAGACAUGAUAGAGCUCUAA